GAUCGCCUUCCGUUUCUUCUCUUCACUCUAUUCGUAUUCUCUCUCUCUCGCAUGGAUCGAUUCAUGUGGAGUCCGUUGCUAUUAUUCUCUCUGCUCUUUUCUCCUGUUGUUGUUUUGCCCCUUAGGGUCCGCCCCCCUCCCACUCGGGAUCGCUAGGGUUUUGGAAUUCUUCGCCAAUUAGACGAUCGGUGAGGCAUGGCGGAGCGCCAGCAGUUGGUGGAGCCGGAGGAGCAGGUCGACCUCGACGGAGAUAACGACAUCGAGGAGGAGGAGGAGGAGGAGGACAUGAUGGACGACGAGGACCCCGUGGAGGAGGAGGAGGACAACGGGUACCAGAAGGCCAGAGAAGAGUUUGGCGAGGAAGAUGAGGAGGAGCGAAGCUACGGUGCUGAUGAUGACAAUGAUGAGGAUGGCGCUGGUGAUGGGAGGAGUGAGAAAGUUCCGACCUUAGAAGGGGUUAAUGAUGAUGCGCCUGAAGCUGUGGAAGGAGGAGGGGUACAAGAAGAAGAAGUAGAGAAGCAGGUCGAGGCUGAAGAUGACGAAGACAGCAGGAAGCGGGCCAAAUUGCUCGCUCUUCCUCCUCACGGAUCGGAGGUCUUCAUUGGUGGGCUGCCACGUGAUGCCUCCGAGGAGGACCUUAGAGAGCUUGCUGAACCCUUUGGCGAUAUCUAUGAGGUACGGGUGAUGAAGGACAAGGAUACAAAAGAAAGCAAGGGUUUUGCUUUCAUAAUGUUCACAAACAGUGAUGCAGCUCAGAAGGCCAUUGAGGGGAUCCAUGAGAGAGAGUUCAAGGGAAGAAAACUAAGAUGUUCCUUGUCACAAGCUAAGCAUAGGUUAUUUAUUGGAAAUGUGCCCAAGAGCUUGGCAGAAGAUGAGCUGAGGAAGAUCCUCGAGGAUAGUGGUCCAGGAGUUGAACAUAUUGAAAUGUUCAAGGAUCCACAGAACCCGGCACGUAAUCGUGGUUUCUUGUUUGUUGAGUACUAUAACCAUGCCUGUGCUGAAUAUGCAAGGCAGAAAAUGACGAAUUCAAACUUUAAGAUUGAUGGAACCAAUCCAACUGUCAGCUGGGCUGACCCAAAAAACUCUGCAGAUUCCUCUGCUGCUGCUCAGGUAAAGGCAAUUUAUGUGAAAAAUUUGCCAGAGAAUGUCUCUUCGGAAAGACUAAAGGAACUUUUUGAACUCAAUGGAGAGGUCACAAAGGUUGUUCUGCCCCCAGCUAAAGCUGGGCAGGGAAAGCGGGACUUUGGUUUCGUUCAUUUUGCAGAUAGGUCCAGUGCACUAAAAGCAGUUAAAGCAACUGAAAAAUUUGAGAUUGAUGGGCAUGUUUUGGAGGUCUCCCUUGCCAAGCCUCAGGCAGACAAGAAGCCUGAGCAUGCUGCAAAACCUGGCCUCAUCCCAAAUUUGCCUUCGUAUCCACCUUAUGGUUAUUCAGGAGAUCCAUAUGGGGCUUAUGGUGGAGGGUACGGUGCUGCAGGGUUUGGUCAGCCAAUGAUAUAUGGCAGAGGACCGAUGCCACCAGGGAUGAGAAUGGUGCCAAUGAUGCUACCUGAUGGCCGCCUUGGUUAUGUUUUGCAACAGCCUGGUGCACAGCCCUCGCCACCUCCGCCGCCUCGGAGGGGUGAUCGCAGUGGUGGUUCUAGCGAAAGCGGAAGUAGGGGCAGCGAUGGAAACCGUGGACGCCGCUACCGCCCUUACUGAUUCGGUGGUUAUCUUACGAUGCUAUGCAUGCUAAAUCUGCUUAGGGGUUUUGCUUCUUUGUAGCCAUCAGUUCACAUAGUUCAUGGUUUUAAGUUUUAUCUCUAACAUCUGACAUACAAAACAUAUUAAUAUCACAGUGUUGUACUUGUCGAGACCGCUUACUUUCUGAGUCUAUUCUGGCUAUUUGACACCAUAACAAUCGCCAAAGUCUGUGAUUGUUAACCCCUCAUAUGGAGUUUUAUGUACUACCCCAUGGGCAUUUGUUAUUUGUUGGUAA
Molecule: messenger RNA, 1975 nt
Organism: Musa acuminata AAA Group (dessert banana)
Lineage: Eukaryota; Viridiplantae; Streptophyta; Magnoliopsida; Zingiberales; Musaceae
Product: heterogeneous nuclear ribonucleoprotein Q-like
Exons: 9
Coding region: 196-1698 (500 amino acids)
Cellular component (GO): nucleus
Molecular function (GO): mRNA binding
Source: RefSeq, a predicted model, not a curated record